AUGAGGAUUCGCGAGCUGGGGGACGGCGACGGGAGGCCGGUGGAGGGGGAGGAGCAGGAGGACGCCUGGGCGGGCGGCGGCGGCGGCGAGGUCGUGCGGCUGAGGGCCAAGCGCGCGCUCGUCGGCGCCGGCGCCAGGGUGCUCUUCUACCCCACGCUUCUCUACAACGUCCUGCGCAACCAAUUCGAGGCGGAGUUCCGGUGGUGGGACCGCGUCGACCAGUGUAUUUUGCUAGGAGCUGUUCCUUUCCCUAGUGAUGUUCCACGUCUGAAGCAACUUGGAGUUCAGGGAGUUGUAACAUUGAAUGAGCCUUAUGAGACUCUGGUACCAAUGUCCUUGUACCAGGCCUAUGGGAUUGAUCACCUUGUGAUUGCCACAAGAGACUACCUGUUCGCACCAUCCCUUGAAGAUAUUUGUCGAGCCAUUGAUUUUAUCCACCGCAAUGCGUCAAAAGGUGGAACUACUUAUGUUCACUGUAAAGCUGGAAGAGGACGAAGCACCACUAUUGUUUUGUGCUAUUUGAUCAAAUAUAGGAACAUGACCCCUGAAGCAGCUUUGGAUCAUGUACGAUCCAUUAGGCCCCGAGUGCUUUUGGCACCGUCACAGUGGCAGGCUGUUAUUGUAUUUAGCACUCUCACCACUGGACGUCUUCCAGUAAGGAGUACAAACCUAAACUGUUACCUAGAAGGCACCAAAGCCUCCAUUCCUGACAGUGAUAUCGAGGACUGCACUGUGGAGUUCGAUUAUGAUGAUAGCGGUUUACCUCUUUGUCAAGUUAUGGUACCGAGGCCAAGCAGUCCGACUGGGUGUGUCGAUGCAGUGUUCAUAACGGAAGCAGAUCUGGAGGGCUAUGAUGCAUAUGUUGAUACCGGGAAGGAUGUUGUGUCAUUUGAAGUAGUAGCGAGUCGCAAGCCCAUUAUGAGGAGACUAUCUUGCCUCUUUGGAUCAUUGAAAGUUACAAGCAACUGUGAACCAGCCCCAAGCCGAUUUACCGAGGUUCGCGCCUGCUAG
Triticum turgidum subsp. durum (durum wheat) is the source of this 1011-nucleotide messenger RNA. The record is from the annotation of a GenBank genome assembly. NCBI's taxonomy places the organism in Eukaryota, Viridiplantae, Streptophyta, Magnoliopsida, Poales, Poaceae.